AUGAGUUCAAAAAGACUAUAUUCUACAAUUGGUCCUUCAGUAUCAACCAUAAAAAACCAAAAUUUGGUCAAAACACAAGCAUUUGUCAAUGGGAAAUGGAUUAAUAGUUCAAGUGGUGAAACUUUUGAAGUUUCAGAUCCAGCAAAAUAUCCAAAAGAAGAAUCAAAACUUGCAACUGUUCAAUCAAUGACUGAAGAUGAUUAUAAAUCAGCAAUCCAAAAAGCAAAUGAAUCAUUUCAAAAAUUUAAAAAAGUUAGUGGAAGAGAAAGAUCAACUUUAUUAUAUAAAUUAUAUCAAUUAAUGCAUGAUAAUAAAGAAGAUUUAGCAAAAUUAGUUGUUUUAGAAAAUGGUAAACCUUAUGCUGAUGCAUUAGGUGAAGUUGUAUAUGCUGCUUCAUUUUUUCAAUGGUUUGCUGAAGAAGCACCAAGAGUAUCUAGUGAUUUAAUUCAAAGUGCUAACCCUGAAAAUCAAAUUUUAGCUAUAAGACAACCAAUUGGAGUAUGUGGUAUAUUAACACCUUGGAAUUUCCCCUUAGCUAUGAUUACAAGAAAAUUGGGUGCAGCUGUUGCAGCUGGGUGUACAACUGUAAUUAAACCAGCUUCAGAAACUCCAUUAGCAGCAUUAGCUCUUGCUCAAUUAAGUGAAGAAGCUGGGUUCCCACCUGGGGUUGUUAAUAUUUUACCAUCUCAUGAAUCUGCGAAAAUUGGUAAAUUAGUUUGUGAAGAUCCAAUUAUUAAAAAAGUAUCAUUUACUGGAUCAACAAAUGUUGGUAAAAUAUUAAUGAAACAACUGAGUUCAACUUUAAAAAAAUUAUCUUUAGAAUUAGGUGGUAAUGCACCUUUUAUUGUAUUUGAAGAUGCAGAUUUAGAAAAAGCUGUAACUGGUGCAAUUGCUUCAAAAUUUAGAUCAAGUGGUCAAACAUGUAUUUGUGCAAAUAGAUUGUUUGUUCAUGAAUCAAUAUAUGAUGAAUUUACUACUAAAUUUGUUGAAAAAUUAAAAAAAGAUGUUAAAUUAGGUAAUGGAUUAGAUGAAGGUGUAACUCAUGGACCUUUAAUUCAUGAUAGAUCUAUGGAAAAAGUUAGAGAACAUAUUGAAGAUGCAGUUGAUAAAGGUGCUAAAGUAUUAUUAGGAGGUGAUAAAAGACCAGAUUUAGGUGAAAAUUUUCAUGAUUUAACAGUAUUAGGUGAUGUAACUCCAAAAAUGUUAAUUUUUAAUGAAGAAACUUUUGGACCAGUUGCUCCAAUUAUUAAAUUUUCAACUGAAGAAGAAGUUAUAAAAUUAGCAAAUGAUACACCUGUAGGAUUAGCAGGAUACUUUUAUGCUAAGGAUUAUACUAGAUUAUUUAGAGUUGCAGAAGCUUUAGAAGUAGGUAUGGUAGGAGCAAAUACUGCUUUAAUUUCUGAAGCUGCUUUACCUUUCGGUGGAGUUAAAGAAAGUGGGUUCGGUAGAGAAGGAUCUAAAUUUGGAGUUGAAGAUUAUACAGUUAUAAAAGGUGUUGUUAUUGGUGGUAUUGAAUAG
Molecule: messenger RNA, 1518 nt
Organism: Lodderomyces pseudojiufengensis
Lineage: Eukaryota; Fungi; Ascomycota; Pichiomycetes; Serinales; Debaryomycetaceae
Gene: UGA2
Product: Uga2p
Exons: 1
Coding region: 1-1518 (505 amino acids)
Biological process (GO): GABA catabolic process
Molecular function (GO): succinate-semialdehyde dehydrogenase (NAD+) activity
Source: RefSeq, a predicted model, not a curated record